AUGGCAGUCUCUGGAGUAGUCUUCGCAAUCACGAGCAAUUACAUUGCUUUACUGAUAGCCGCCAUCCUUGGUGUCAUCAGCCCAAGCGGAAACGAGAUUGGACCCUUCCGAGCGGUGGAAGAGUCGACAUUGGCGCAUCUAGUACCACAAUCUGGACGACCAGAUGUCUUUGCUUGGUAUGUCGUUCUAGCUGCGUUGGGAACAUCGACAGGGCUAGCAGUGGGUGGGAUCGCAGUUGAGCGGUUCCAAGCCAUCGAGGGUUGGACAGACGUGGACGCAUACCGAAAGAUAUUCUGGAUAUACAUAGCUGUGGGGUGUCUUAAAGCUAUCAUGACCAUACUCUUGAGUGGUCGAUGUGAGCCGGCCAGGACGCAGACAGAAGAACAAAGAGUCCCAAGAAUGCAGUCCCAUGAGCGCGAACCUCUCCUCAAUGGUCACGAAUCUCCACCACACAGCUCCACCACGAGUGUUCAGACACCAAAGCGCGGCAACCAUUUUACCAAGAUCUCGAAACCAAGCCGUAGAGUCCUACUUAAGUUGUGCAGCCUAUUUUUCUUCGACUCGCUUGGAAGCGGAAUGGUUCCCUUUUCCUUAGUCAACCUAUACAUGGAGCGAAAAUUCCACCUUCCGAAGAGCAAGCUAGGUGCAAUCAUGUCGGCGACGUGGCUCAUUUCAACGAUCGGGAAUAUAUUCGCCUCCUCUCUUGCAAAGCGAAUUGGGCUGAUACAGGCAAUGGUUGUCACACAUCUCCCAAGUUCGAUAUUCCUGGCACUUCUCCCCGUUCCACGAACGCUUUCGUUGACUAUCUGCCUCUUGGUCGCUCGUGCGUGCCUCAAUUCUAUGGAUCAAGCCCCUCGGUCUGCAUUUCUGUCAGUUGUUGUAUUACCGGAGGAGCGAACGGCAGUGAUGGGAAUUGUCAACAUACUGAAGACCUUAUCCCAAAGCGGAGGCCCAGCUAUCACCGGGUUGCUUGCUGGUCAAGAUCAUUUUUGGGUGGCAUUUGUUUGUGCUGGCUCAAUGAAAGCCGCAUACGAUUUAGGUCUUCUAGCCUGCUUCGCUGGGAAAGCCCGGGAGGAAGAGCAUUCAACGGGUGGCUCGGAAGCAGCUUGGAGUGACAGGGUCAUUGGUACGGUCUCUUCGGAUUCGGAUACAGAGCCAAGUGAUAGGGAAGGCGAAGUAAACACAAGCAAUGACGCAGAGUCAGACUCUGUGCAGCUUAGCGUAGGAUCUGAGGAGAGCGAAGCUGGCAGGAAUGCAUUUCUUCCUUCAAAGCCCAGCUCACAGAGUGUUUCCUUCGCCUUUCCCGGCUCAUUUGGCGUUGAGGUUCCGUCUUCGGAAGAUCUGCACCGACAUUUCGUACUCUUUAGCCCUAUCAAACCGUUGUUCCACUUUUUCUUCAUUCUAGUCCGAGUAACAAACGAGCCCAAAAUCACACUACAGUUGCUCUUCUGUGCUACUAUCAGCUGUGCGCCUUACUCGUCGAGCAUCAGUGUAUCAUCAAAUUCCCGACAGGAACUCCAUGUGCUAGUGAUGGCGCCAGCCUUCAAGAGCCGGUCUGGAAGGAUACUGUAUCUAGAUGCCUACGACUCCUUCUCAAAUAACAUUGUCGCACUCGUCGAGCAAUGCAUAGAUGUCAAAGUGGUCACUAUCCGCAUCGAUGACCCCCGCUUUACCAAGGCUCCUAUAGAAUUUGUAGACUAUCUCAAAAACUUUGAUGCGGUGAUCGCGGGACCUGGGCCAGGAUCAGCGACAAACGAAGGAGACGUUGGUAUUAUGCAAGAACUUUGGAGAUUAGACGACGCGGACCUGCUUCCAGUUCUCGGAAUAUGCCUUGGCUUCCAGUCUCUGGCUACUGCGUUCAGCGCGAAGGUCCAUAGGCUGUCAGAACCGAGACAUGGCAUCAUUUCGGAGGUUCUACAUAAGAGACAGUCCAUAUUCCGUGGCGUUGACCAGAUACUGGCUACUCAAUACCAUUCUUUGCAAGUCAAUAUCGAACAUUCCAUACAGACAAAGCGCGCCGUUCGAUAUCCAGCGGAGCUUUGGAAAGCCACCCGGAAGUGUCCGAAAUUGGAGCCGCUGGCUUGGGAUUUUGAUAGCAAACUAAACGGUGCUGUGCUGAUGGCGACAAGACAUUCAGAGAAGCCUUUUUGGGGAGUCCAAUUCCAUCCGGAGUCAAUAUGUACAAACAGCGAAGGCAUUCGCAUCGUCCAAAAUUGGUGGGUGGAAGCUCAGACCUGGAUUCAAGAACGCUUCACAACUCCUACCCCGAGGAAAGCUUCCCUACUGGACUCUCCAAAUCCACCUAUGACAAUGCAGCACUUCAGCACCCUCCUCGGAAUGCAAGACUUGGGUGAGCUUGAAGGUUCUGUGAAGGGUUAUAAACGAGGGAAAUCAAAUUCAGUCAUUCUAAGCAAUUCGUUGGUCGAUCCAGCUACUAUAGCCCAUUUGAUUGCUUACGGAGAUUCCAAAUCUCUUCCAAAUCUUUCUCCCGGUGUGGUCCACUGCAGCACAACUGGUAGUGGCCAACUACAAGUCUCGGACGUAUGCGAACUCUUAGGAAUUGUGCAGAAUGAGGCUAUCGUUCUAGAGUCUUGUCUACAAUCCAAUCUUCUUCCUCUUAAGGUUAGCACAGGCCGGUACAGUAUCAUUGGCCUCGUAAUUCCAGGAGAAACGCUCCGACUACACUACUAUGUGGCUACGCGAACGUUGGAACUACGAGACGGCAAUGAUAAAGUCUAUAUCCAGACAAUAGUUGACGAUGUUUGGACAUACAUCGAAACCAUCAUAUACUUCCUCAAACCCAAGUAUCAGCCUAAAGGACCCACCUUUGCUCCAUUUUGGGGUGGGCUUAUGGGCUAUGUGUCUUAUGAAGCCGGUCUAGAAACAGUUGAUGUUGAGCCCUGUUUGCCCUCCUCGAAAGACCCGAGAAUUCCAGAUAUAUGUUUCGCUUACAUUACUCGUAGUGUGGUUUUCGACCACAAGGUCAAGAAGCUAUACAUACAGAGCAUAAGAGGUCGCGACGACGAUGUUUGGGUCCAGAAGACACUUGAGCAACUAUAUCAGGCCGUUCGCCAGAAAAGUCAGUGCCCCACUCCGAGUCCAACACCCGCACCGGACACAUUCGAUGCAGACGCCAUGCUUAAUAAUUAUUUACAAUCCUGCGAAGCGGUCACUACGCCCCGUUCUGAGUACUGCGAAGCCGUCGCCAGCUGUCAAGAUUCCAUUGCCAAUGGUGACAGCUAUGAACUCUGCCUGACUUCACAAAACAUGAUACAUGCACGAAAACCUUCGACUUGCCAGAACACAAAUGAUAAUAACGAGUUGAGUUGGAAAUUAUACAAGAGGCUCGCCAAGCAAAAUCCAGCACCAUUCGGUGCAUAUAUGCGGAUUCAUAACGUCCACAUUCUGAGUUCGUCUCCUGAGCGCUUCAUAAGCUGGGACCGCAACGGCUGCUCCCAGUGCCGGCCCAUUAAAGGCACCGUGCGGAAACAUCCUAGUAUAACCAUCACGGAUGCAAAGGCCAUCCUCAGUUCUUCCAAGGAGCGCGCGGAGAAUCUCAUGAUUGUCGACCUUGUUCGACACCAACUCCAUGGCGUGUAUGGCCCUGGAAAUGUGCGUGUAAGCCAGCUCAUGGAAAUAGAGGAAUAUGAGACCCUGUGGCAGCUUGUGUCCGUUAUUGAUGCGGCCCCCCCUGGAGUAGAAAAAGCGAAGACGCCGGAUGAGUGGGAGGAGCCGCAGGAUUAUGUAUCGGGGACGAAUGCUGAAUCUAGGACUGCGACGUACGGAUUCGAUGCUUUUGUUCAAAGCCUACCACCAGGAAGCAUGACUGGUGCGCCAAAGAAGCGUUCCUGUGAGCUUCUUAAAGAAAUAGAGAAAGGACGACGCAGAGGCAUAUAUUCUGGGGUGUUGGGAUACUUGGACGUCGGUGGUGCAGGUGACUUUUCAGUCGUCAUUCGCACCGCCGUGAAGGUUGACCAAGAAGGGCAAGAGGGGGAGGAUACGUGGCGUAUCGGAGCUGGUGGUGCGAUUACCAGUCAGAGCACCGCGGAUGAAGAAUUUAUCGAAAUGGAAGGAAAGUUUCUCAGCACAGCUUCGGCGUUCCGGGACACAUUCAUCCGACGUUAUGGCGGUGUUAGGAAGGAUGGAUCUGAUAGACCUCUACCUCCCCUGGCUCAGUCGCCAGUGAUUUUGGACUACUAGACUUUUAGACACCUCAUGUGCGCUGCAUCAUUCUUCAACGAACAUGCAGCAACCAGGACGAAUUCGACUUCGUCCCCUUUCUCUCUCUAGCCACUGCGAAGACAUGUGUAAUCUUCAACCUAGCGCAAAUAUCUACAUCCCCUCCC
Molecule: messenger RNA, 4346 nt
Organism: Lindgomyces ingoldianus
Lineage: Eukaryota; Fungi; Ascomycota; Dothideomycetes; Pleosporales; Lindgomycetaceae
Product: para-aminobenzoate synthase
Exons: 3
Coding region: 1-4200 (1399 amino acids)
Biological process (GO): L-tryptophan biosynthetic process; transmembrane transport
Molecular function (GO): transmembrane transporter activity
Source: RefSeq, a predicted model, not a curated record